Molecule: messenger RNA, 3942 nt
Organism: Alternaria triticimaculans
Lineage: Eukaryota; Fungi; Ascomycota; Dothideomycetes; Pleosporales; Pleosporaceae
Gene: CLU1
Product: Intracellular distribution of mitochondria
Exons: 3
Coding region: 1-3942 (1313 amino acids)
Biological process (GO): intracellular distribution of mitochondria
Cellular component (GO): cytoplasm
Molecular function (GO): mRNA binding; protein binding
Source: RefSeq, a predicted model, not a curated record
AUGGCUGACAUCAAUGGUAAUGCAGAGGUCGAGAAGACGCCCAGCAAAGACGUCACCACAGAGGGGCAGAAUGAGGGCACAGAGGAAGAUGGCGCUGGCCAGCAGCCAGACAACAUCUUCCAGGUCACCAUCAAGCUCCCACACGAGCCGUUCGAGAUGCCGAUAACGAUCUCAACGGCCGAGCAGGUGCAAGACCUCCGUCAGAGCAUCAUCGAAACGCCCCACACGUUCCAAUACUCGUGCUUCCACCUGGAGCACGACGGCAAGCGCAUCAACGAUUACGUCGAACUCUCUGAAGUCGAGGGACUGAAGGCCGAUUCGGUACUCACCCUGGUGGAGGACCCAUACACAGAGAAGGAGGCGCGGUUACAUGUGGUCCGCGUUCGGGAGCUCAUCGGCGCUGCCGGUGACCGUACGGAUGCGCUGCACGGCAUCAUGGCAGGCUUGUCACUGCACGACACCGUCGGCCACGAGCAGAUCUCCAAACCCAAGCAGGACGGCCCUGAGCAGUCGCCAUUGGCAGACUACGACUUCAAGGCAUCGGGCAACAUCAAGAAUCUGCUGCCGCCCACCGAGGAAGCCGCGCCCAAGACGAUCAAAUCCAUCGCCGUAUCGCCCUGGAAUCCCCCGCCAUACCACCUUCGCUCCAAGGGCCACCUGCUGUACCUGGUAGUCAUGACCAACGAGAACGAGCAACACCACAUCACAGCUCACGUCUCUGGCUUCUACGUCAACAAGUCGUCGAAUGCCAGUUUCGACCCCUUCCCGCGACAGCCACCCAAGGACAAGCAGGCACACUCGCUCCUCACUCUCCUCGAGGACCUGUCGCCAUCUUUCCGCACUUCCUUCCAGGAACUGUUGGAGCACAAUGCGAAGAAGGAGCUGCUUACCAUCUUCCAGCUCUCCAACGCCAUCCCCGCCAACCCAUGGUUGGUGCCCGCACCCACGUCAUCCCUCACCCCACACCAGCCAGAUCUCGCGAGGACACAGGAGAGCUAUCUGAUCUCGGGUGUUGAGAACACCGAGACCCUCCGCGACUGGAAUGAAGAGUUCCAGUCGACGAGGGAGAUGCCCAAGGAGGCUGUCCACGACCGCGUUUUCCGCGAGCGCCUCACCUCGAAGCUGUUUGCCGACUACAACGAUGCUGCGACUCGCGGUGCCAUGUUGGUAGCACGGGGCGAGAUUGCGCCCCUCAACCCUACCGAGGCCAAGGACGCGCAGAUCUUCGUAUACAACAACAUCUUCUACUCCUUCGGCGCUGAUGGCGUUGGCACAUUCGGCGCUGAGGGUGGUGACGAGGCUGCACGCGUGGCUGUGGGCAAGGACGUGUUUGGUGUCCGCGCAGUGAACAACCUCGACAUCAACAACCUCUUCACCUCCGGAACCGUCGUCGUCGACUACCAAGGAAAGCGCAUUGUUGGCCAGAGCAUAGUGCCCGGAAUCUUCAAGCAGCGCGACCCCGGCGAGCACCAGAUCGAUUACGGUGCGGUUGAGGGCAAGGAGAUUGUCGCUGAUGACAAGUCGUUCGUCCCGCUGUUCGAGCAGCUCUCCAAGGCGCUGCGCGUCAAGAAGCAUCCUGUAUGGGACAAGGACAAUGUCCGUCAUGAGCUUGAGGGAAGUGUUGAGACUAAGGGUCUGAUCGGCACCGACGGCAGGCGGUACGCUCUGGACCUCUACCGCCUCACACCCCUCGACGUUGCUUGGAUAGAGGCACACUGGACCGAGCCCAGCAAGGAGGGCGAGAAGGAAGCGACAGACAAGGACUACCCCCACCGCAUGACAACACUCCGCCCUGAACUCGUGGAGUCAUACGGAAGGGUCAAGCUACGCGAAUACGUCAAGGAGCAGAUGGCCAAGAAGACCACAAAGAAGGACGAGGCCCCUGCGAAGGAGGCCAAGGCUGAAGAGAGCUCAUCUGAAGAGGAAUCUUCGGAAGAGGAGUCAUCUGAGGAGGAGUCUUCUUCGGAAGAGGAGGACUCUGACGAAGAGGCGGAGAAGCCGCCCAAGGCCAAGAAGAUCUCCAAGGCGGAGAGGAAGGCCGCGGAGAAGGCUGCCAAGGUUGCCAAGAAGGAGACCGCCGACGCCGAGAAGAAGCCUGAGACUGAGGACCCUGAGCAGGAGCGUGUCGACAUUUCCGGAUUCUCCUUCGCGCUCAACCCUGAUGUCUUCUCCGGCCAGAACCCGCAAUCGGAGGAGGACAAGAAGGAAUGGGCUCAGGACGAGGCUGAGGUCCGUGCUGCCUGCGAGCACCUUACUGCGGAGGUCAUUCCUCGCAUGGUCCAGGAGCUCAAGGAGGGCGAAGUCGGUUUCCCAAUGGACGGCCAGUCCCUGAGCAACCUUCUGCACAAGCGGGGUGUGAACAUGCGCUACCUUGGAAAGCUUGCUGAGCUGGCUGACAAGCCUGACCCAAGACUUCAGGCUUUGAAGCGUCUCAUCAUCCAGGAGAUGAUUGCACGUGGCUUCAAGCACUUUGCCAACUCCAAGUUGCGCAACGUGUCCGCGCCUUUCGCAGCACCCGCAGCCGCCCACCUCCUCAACUGCUUGCUCGGAGCCGAUGUAAGCGCUAAGCCUGUGGCUGAGUGCGAUAGCAGCCUCAAGAAGAUGUACCCGGAGGAUGACUUUAGCUUCGAGAAGCUCACACCGGAGGCCCUCAAGAAGGAGGUCGUAGCUCAGGUUGCCCUACGAUUCCGCUACGACCUCAGUCAGUCGUGGAUCGAGUCUGGCAAGGAGAUGCAGAUGCUCCGUGAGGUCUCCCUCAAGCUUGGUCUCCAGUUGGAGUGCAAGCCGUACGCCUUCACCAAGGAGGCCUUUGCCGCCAGCCAACCGGCCGAGAAGCCCGCUGCGCCGCAGACCAACGGUCACUCCACAUCUUCCAAGAAGAAGAAGAACAAGUCCAUCAGCACCCCACCAGCCCGUACGGCAAGCCCCACUGUCCCUCUUGCUCCACAAACCUUCCACGCAGACGACAUUCUGAACAUCGUCCCUGUCAUCAAGGAGGCUUCACCUAAGAGCUUGUUGGCUGAGGAGGCACUGGAGGCUGGUCGCAUGUCCAUUGCCCAGGACCAGAAGGAGCUUGGCCAAGAGCUACUCCUGGAGUCUCUCCAGCUGCACGAGCAGAUCUAUGGUGUGCUGCACCCUGAGGUAGCCAAGGCUUACCACACCCUGUCGAACCUGCUCUACAGCCUUGACGACAAGGUCUCUGCUCUUGAGCUUGCACACAAAGCGAUCAUCGUGUCGGAGCGCACUCUCGGUGUCGACCACUCGGAGACUGUGCUUGCCUACCUCAACGUCGGCCUGUUCGAGCACGGCUCGGGUAACACCACAGCCGCUCUGAUCUACGUUCGUCACGCACUCGAGCUCUGGAAGAUCCUCUACGGUCCCGACCACCCCGACUCCAUCACAACCCUCAACAACGCCGCUGUCAUGCUGCAAGCCGCGAAAAUGUACCACGAAUCGCGACUCUGGUUCGAGGCCUCGCUCGCCGUCUGCGAGGAAGUCUGCGGCAAGAACUCGAUCAACACAGCGACUCUGCUGUUCCAGACCGCGCAAGCUCUCGCUCUCGACAAGGACAUGCGCGGUGGUGUCAACCGCAUGCGCGAGUCUUACAACAUCUUCAAGGAGGUGCUCGGUGCAGAGGAUCGCAACACCAAGGAGGCGGAGAGCUGGCUCGAACAGCUCACCCACAGCGCUGUCUCUCAAGCCAAGCAGCUCAACGAUCUCGCCAAGACGCGUAUCCGCCGCAUGCAGCUUCCCGGCCGCAACCCCCUGCGACCCGCUGCCGCGACGCCUUCCGCUAGUGAUGCCGCUGCCGCCGCCGGUAGCCAGCGCACUGGAAGCGGCCGCGUUGACCAGCGCAAGAUCGAGGACCUCCUCAAGUACAUUGAGGGUGACGCGCAGAAAACACCGUCGAAGAAGAAGCCGACGAACCCCAGGAAGCGUUAA